CAUCUGUUGUUCAACUUAGAGGUUGUUAGUGAUAAGAAAUGAUAACAGAAACCGAUUUGCGUAUGAAAAAAAUUGCGAGAGUGAGAGAAUUCUCUUCUAUCUAGUGAAAAUCGAUUGGUACCUUUAGCUAUUCUGUUCUGUCAUCUAUCAGUAUCAAAAAAUCUAACAUCAUGGAUUAUAUUUACAAAUAUGAAGACUCAAUGCGUCAGUGUGGAACUUUAUUCACAGAAAACAUCCUUAAACUCUGCAACUAUUCCAUGUGUCUACUGUCAUCCUCGAUUUCAUCAUACGAUGAGUCCUCUGAACGAGUUAAAGAAUACAAAAUUUUAAAGAAGAAACUCGACACAGCUCAAGAAAGUAUUGAUAAGUUAAAAUCGGAAUAUAAUGAUUUAACUCUACGCUUUAUAAAGUCUACCUCAUUUGGAACUAAUUUUAAAGAAACGUAUUUCAACUACUUAGAUCGCCAAGAGGAGUUGAGAUUGAAAUUCAUUGAAAUAAUCAGUGAGUGCAAACGUAUAAGUUUGCGUUUGGAUGAUAUUCUACGCGAUAGUUCUAAUGAAGAAUUAAACGAGAGUUGUAAUCAAAAUACAUCGAAACGUGGUCGUUCAAAUACAGAUGAUGGAUUCGAUUUGUCUUCAAUUCCCAAAGCAUAUGUUUUAUUGCCAAAACUUGAUUGUGGCUAUGCGGUGAUCCUUUUACUUCGGAUAGUCACCAUCUUGAGUCUAAUUCGUUUCCAAACGAACAUGCUGAAGAGUUGUGUAUGGCUACUGCUGCUUCUGCCUCCAAAUCGCUGGAAGUUUCAUCUUCAGAUUUGAAUAGCGAUGUAGCUGUGAAAAAAUGCAACUCAACAACCGUUUUAGAAACAAAGAAAUUGAAAAAUUGGGCUUCUUCGAAACAAAACGAAGGUUCUAAUCUUAGCCAAUCGUUGGUCUGCAAAAUUUGUCAUCAGAAUAUCUGUAACAAACGCAUGAUGAGAAGACACAUGUUUUUGCACGAAGGUUUAAAACCUUUCGAAUGUGCCGAUUGCGGCCAAUCAUUUACAAGGAAGGAAAAUAUGAAGUCACAUAUAUUUUCAAUGCAUAUGCCCUAUCAAAGCAGACCAUAUAAAUGCGAUAUUUGCAGCAAAUUUUAUUCAUAUCAGAGAGAUCUGAAGAAUCACAGAUGCUCAACAUCUACAAUACCAAAGAAAGUUUCAGAUGGUCGCCAAUCUCUCGUUUGCAACAUUUGCCAUAAACAUUUCAGUCACCAACAAAGCCUCAAAAGACAUAUGUUAAUUCAUGAAGGUGUGAAACCAUUUGAAUGUGCUGAAUGCGGUAAAUCAUUUAGAAGAAAAUAUGAUAUGAAUCAACAUAUCGGACAAUAUUGCUCUGCAAAAUUGUCCGAAUUUACGUCUGCAGAUGUAGAUGACGAUGUAACCAUUAAGGAACGCGAUUCAACUACUGUUUUAGAGGCCAAGAAAGUUGAAAAGUUAGUGUCAUCGAAACGGAAGAAAAACUCGAUAUUGAACGAGAGUUGUAAUCAAAAUACAUCGAAACGUGGUCGUUCGAAUACAGAUGAUGGAUUCGAUUUCUCUUCCAUUCCCAAAGUAUAUGUUUCAUUGCCAAAACUCGAUUGGGGCUAUGGCGAUCCUCUUACUUCGAAUAGUCUCCAUAUUGAGUCUAAUUCGUUUUCAAAUGAGCAUGCUGAAGAGUUUUGUACAUCUGCUGCUGCUUCUGCUUCAAAAUCGCUAGAAGUUUCAUCUUUAGAUUCGAAUAACGAUGUAGCUGUGAAAAAAUGCAACUUAAAGACUGUUUUUAAAACCAAGAAAUUGAAAAAUUGGGCCUCUUCGGAACGAAAUGAAGCUCCUAAUCUCGGCACAUCAUUGGUGUGCAACAUCUGUCAUCAGAAUAUCGGUAACCAAGACCAGAUGAGAAGACACAUGUUUCUGCACGGAGAUUUAAAACCUUUCGAAUGUGCCGAUUGCGGUAAAUCGUUCACAAGGAAAGAAAAUAUGAUGGUACAUAUAUUUUCAAUGCAUAUGCCCUAUCUAACAGUAAACAUACCAUAUAAAUGCGACCCUUGCAACAAAUUUUACUCAUCUCUGAGCGAUCUGAAUAAGAACAGAAGCUCAACAACUCUAAGGGAUCAUUCAACACAAGUUUCAAAUGGUUGCCAAUCUCCCGUUUGCAACAUUUGCCGCAAAAAUUUCUGUAACCAAAGAAAUCUUGAAAAACAUAUGUUAAUUCAUGAAGGUCUGAAACCAUUUAAGUGUGCUGAAUGCGGUGAAUCAUUCGGAAGAAAAUUUGUUAUGAAUCAACAUAUCACUGAAUGUCACACUCCCUAUCACACUCGACCGUAUAAUUGCGACGUUUGUGGAAAACGUUAUGCAGCUCAGUACCGUCUAAAUAGACACAAACGCCUUUCUGGACAUUAUUGCUCUUCAAAAUUAUCCAAAUUUACAUCUGCAGAUGUAGAUGAUAGUGUAAGUGUUAUGGAUUGUGACUCGACUACUGUUUUGGGUGACAAGAAAGUUAGAAAAUUGGUGUCAUCAAAACAAAAGAAAAACUCAAAUCCGAGCCAGUUUUUUGUUUGUAAGGUUUGCAAUCGAAAUUACAGCACGCGGCAUAGUCUGAAAAGACAUUUGAAUUCGCAUGAAGGUUUGAAACCAUUUAAAUGUGCCGAAUGUGAUAGAUCCUUUGCGAGAAAACAUGAUAUGAAGCAACAUAUAAUUGUGGUGCACAUCAAUGAUCUGAGGUUUCUCGACACUCGUUAUUACUGCGCGCAUUGCAAGUAUCGAUGUCAAUCAAAAGAAAGCUUAGUUUAUCAUAUCAAGAGGAACCAUGUAUCGAAUUUAUGUCUUGAUGAAUUUAGCUGCUCUACAUGCGGAAAAACAUUUAAGCGACGGUAUGACAGAAAAGUGCACGAGCAAAGGGUUCAUGUCGAAAAGAAAUGUUUCUGUUGUAUGAAUUGCGGUAAUCGAUACAAGCACGAUAGUGGUCUUAUAAAGCACUUGGAACUUGAACAGUGUGUGCUCGAGUAGUUCAGUAUGAAUAAUCUCUUCUUUUUGGUGACUGUAAGAUUGCCCUUUAUUUUUAUUUUAAUACGGCAAAUUUACAGCCAUUUUACAGUGUUUUUGUUUGCUUUUCAAUUAAUCGAUGUACCUCUUGAAACUGUGUUCAUUUUUGCAGUUAGAUAUUCUUUAUUUCAAUUUGAGUUGGUUAUUGCAAUGGUGUCACUAAUUAAAUUUGUUUUUCAUUUUA
This is a messenger RNA of Planococcus citri (citrus mealybug), 3239 nucleotides long. Its product is annotated as zinc finger protein 678-like. Gene Ontology annotation, cellular component: nucleus. The transcript has 9 exons. Lineage: Eukaryota; Metazoa; Arthropoda; Insecta; Hemiptera; Pseudococcidae. Gene Ontology annotation, molecular function: RNA polymerase II transcription regulatory region sequence-specific DNA binding; DNA-binding transcription factor activity, RNA polymerase II-specific. Gene Ontology annotation, biological process: regulation of transcription by RNA polymerase II. The record is from RefSeq and is a predicted model, not a curated record. Bases 761 to 3019 code for a protein of 752 amino acids.